GUUUGUGAGGUUUUAGCGUCAGUAUUCUUGAUUUUCUAAUUUUAAAUUUCCAAAUAUAGCAACCCUGUUGAACUAUUUUUUGCGGUUUGAGAAGGAAGACAUCCUUUUACCUUCCUUCCAUGCUCCUAUUUUUGGGAGAUUCAUUUGGGAGGGAAAGGGCUUUGGUUUCUGUUGUAAGUUGUAAGCUUAAUUGGAUAAGGAAAUCAAGCAUGUCAAAAUUUCACUGCAUUCCGCGUGGUUUGGAUUUGAAAACCUAUUUAUUCAUGUUCGUUGUGGUUCCAAUGUGCGUCUUGGGAAUCUACAUACAUGGUCAGAAAAUCUCUUACUUUCUUCGCCCAAUAUGGGAUAAACCUCUGAAGCCUUUCAAUGUUAUCCCUCAUUACUACAACGAGAAUGUCACAAUGGAGAAUCUGUGCAAACUUCAAGGGUGGGGCAUUAGGGAGUACCCUAGACGAAUUUAUGAUGCUGUGUUGUUUAGCAACGAGUUGGAAAUACUCACCUUGCGUUGGAAAGAAUUGUACCCUUACAUAACCGAAUUUGUUCUUCUGGAAUCCAAUUCCACAUUCACAGGGUUGCCUAAGCCUCUGGUUUUCAACAGCAACAGGGAGCAGUUUAGGUUUGUGGAGCCGAGGCUAACUUAUGGCACAAUUGGUGGCAGAAUCAAGAAAGGGGAAAACCCUUUUGUUGAGGAGGCUUAUCAGCGUGUGGCGUUGGAUCAGCUUCUUAAGAUAGCUGGUAUCUCUGAUGAUGACUUGUUGAUUAUGUCUGAUGUUGAUGAGAUUCCAAGUGCUCACACUCUCAACCUCUUGAGGUGGUGUGAUGACAUACCCUCAAUUCUUCAUUUGCAAUUGAAGAAUUAUCUCUAUUCCUUUGAGUUUCGUGUGGAUUACAAGAGUUGGAGGGCUUCAAUUCAUAGGUAUCAAACUGGUAAGACGAGGUAUGCACAUUAUCGCCAAUCUGAUGAUAUAUUGGCUGAUUCUGGCUGGCAUUGUAGCUUUUGCUUCAGAAGAAUCAGUGAUUUCAUUUUUAAGAUGAAGGCCUAUAGCCACUAUGAUAGAGUCAGAUUCUCUCAUUUUUUGAAUCCUGAGAGGAUUCAGAGAGUGAUAUGCAAAGGGGGUGAUUUGUUUGACAUGUUGCCUGAGGAGUACACUUUCAGGGAUAUCAUUGGUAAAAUGGGACCAAUACCCCAUUCCUAUUCUGCAGUUCAUCUUCCUGCUUUUCUUCUAGAAAAUGCUGACAAAUAUAAAUUUCUAUUGCCUGGAAAUUGCAUGAGAGAAAAAUGAUCAUGGAAAAUGGUUAGUCAUUUUGUGAUACUGGCUUGUUCAACUCAAGUGACUCUCUUUUACCAAGUUUUAACUGAGGUUGUGAUCAAUGUGUCACUAUAAUUGUCCAGUGAGAUUAUAAUUCGUUAAUUUAAGAUUACUAAAUUCUUUAAUCUAGGAGGAAUUUUGUAUGUAUUUUAGAGCUGGACUUCAGCCAAGGGGAGCAUGCGUUCAUCAACUGUGUUUAUUUGGUAUUAGUGUGAUUGAUCCGCAUUUAUACAAGAGAAAUUUAAGGUUCCCCACUUUUUCCUGUUUGGGGUGUUUUGUUUGUUA
Messenger RNA from Cajanus cajan (pigeon pea), 1595 nucleotides. RefSeq lists its product as uncharacterized. Gene Ontology annotation, cellular component: membrane. Gene Ontology annotation, biological process: N-acetylglucosamine metabolic process. Lineage: Eukaryota; Viridiplantae; Streptophyta; Magnoliopsida; Fabales; Fabaceae. The record is from RefSeq and is a predicted model, not a curated record. Gene Ontology annotation, molecular function: beta-1,4-mannosylglycoprotein 4-beta-N-acetylglucosaminyltransferase activity.